AUGGCUGGUAGAGGGAAAUCGAAACGGUGUCGUUCCAAAAAGUCGCGUCAGAGGCUGAAGGAAUUAGAUAGGAUAAGCGAAUUACCCGAUCCUCUGAUUUGUCAGAUUCUUUCCCAUCUUGCCUGGGCAAAGGAAGUUGUAAAGACAAGUGUUUUGUCCUCCAGAUGGAGGAGUCUCUGGCUUGAAGUUCCUAAUUUCAAACUGAGCUCCGUAGUUUUCCCAGAUUUCCGUGUCUUGAAGAGUAUUGGUGACACAUUUUUCGAUUCCAAUAGGAUUUCAUGCAUACAGAAGCUCAAGUUACAUAUUUUCGAAGAUGAUGAUGAAGAAUACAGAGUGGGUGCUGAAUCUUAUCCCACGUCUUGGAUUGAUGCUGCAGCCAAGCGUAAGCUCCAACGUCUAUAUGUGUUUAUGCUUCCGGAUUAUCAGAGUGAGAUCCCGAUAAGCCUUUAUACCUGUAAGACACUGGUAUCUCUGAAACUCUACGGCAUGGUCUUGCCUGGUGCUGGUUUUGUCUCUUUACCUUGUCUAAAGCUUAUGAAAUUGAGAAAUGUGCGGUGUCCCGAUGAGGCCACUUUCGAGAGACUCGUCUCCUGCUCUCCUGUCUUGCAAGUGUUGAAGAUUGCCGGACAUGAGGAUUUUCAUAGAGCCUUCCCGGUGCACUCUUUGUCACUCAAGAAGCUCCAAGCAAAACUAGAAAGGGGUCACGUUGUGAUCGACGCUCCUCUACUAGGGGUUUUGAAGAUCGAAGAUACCUCCGUUGAGAAUUAUGUGAUAAGGAACUUGGCUUCCAGUUUCAAGUUAGAUCUUACUCUCUUGUGUGGGAAAUUGGUUUAUGAAUCAGCAAAGAGAAAUAGCUUCCGCGUGUUCCUUUCCGGGAUUUCAAACGUUGGGGAAAUGGUCAUGUCUGAAAAAACUUUCAAGGUCUUUCAUCUCUAUUCCAUAUUUGAACCAAUGCCUCAAUUUCUUUACUUGUCUCGCCUGGAUGCUACAAUCUGUCCUACCGAUUUGAAAUGGUUACCAGCUUUUCUCGGGUGCUGCCCAAAUCUUAAAUCCCUCGUAAUGGGCUUGUUUUAUACUGAUGAACUGAGGUUCCUUUUUGAGCAAGCAAAUCAAUUCAGUUUUUCAUCUGUGCCAGAGUGUUCACUAUCGUCGCUCGAGUCUGUUGAUAUCGACGGCAUCUGCGGAAAUGCUGCAGACGUGAAGCUAGUGAGGUACAUACUAGAGAAUUCCAUAAUUCUCAAGAAACUGACUCUAGAUUUGAGAUACUGUCAUAAUGAAAAUGCCAUCUUGAAGAAACUCCUGGGAAUCCCAAGACGCUCUAUCACAUGCCAAGUCCUCCUACGAGAGAGCGAAUGUUAA
Microthlaspi erraticum is the source of this 1359-nucleotide messenger RNA. Lineage: Eukaryota; Viridiplantae; Streptophyta; Magnoliopsida; Brassicales; Brassicaceae. The record is from the annotation of a GenBank genome assembly.